This is a messenger RNA of Adineta ricciae, 264 nucleotides long. The record is from the annotation of a GenBank genome assembly. NCBI's taxonomy places the organism in Eukaryota, Metazoa, Rotifera, Eurotatoria, Adinetida, Adinetidae.
AUGUUACCACAAGAAGAGUCAUUAAAGAUCCUUGGACAAUUCCUCCGUGAACAUGAAUGUACUCGUUUGAAUGGGAUUUCGAUCGAUACUGUUAUCGAACUGGCUCGUACGGUACUUCAGAAAAAUGUGUUUGUACAUGAUAAUAAAUUCUAUCGACAAAUUGUCGGUGGGGCUAUGGGUUCUCCAUUUACGUUAACAUUAGCAAACAUAUUCAUGUGGUAUUGGGAAAAACAAUCCAUUCUUUCUAAUUUACCCUCUCGUUAA